Molecule: messenger RNA, 1334 nt
Organism: Brachypodium distachyon (stiff brome)
Lineage: Eukaryota; Viridiplantae; Streptophyta; Magnoliopsida; Poales; Poaceae
Product: peroxidase 5
Exons: 2
Coding region: 101-1114 (337 amino acids)
Biological process (GO): response to oxidative stress; hydrogen peroxide catabolic process
Cellular component (GO): plasmodesma; plant-type cell wall
Molecular function (GO): heme binding; peroxidase activity
Source: RefSeq, a predicted model, not a curated record
AUCCCUUGAGCCAUCAACUCUACUAUUCAACUCAUCCUCACAUCUCAAUCCAGUUCCAACAUUUCUCGAGCUAGCUUGUCAUCAGAAGCUCCGGCCGGUCAUGAGGUCGCCGUGGUUGGUUCUUGCGGCGGCGGCUCUCGCCGUGUCCGUCUCAUCGGUCACGGCAUAUCCGCCGCCGUCCAACUCUUUGAAGGUUGGGUUCUACGAGCACUCCUGCCCGCAGGCGGAGGCCAUAGUGCGCGACGCCGUUCGCCGUGCCAUCGCCCGUAACCCCGGCUUCGCCCCCGGCCUCAUCCGCAUGCACUUCCAUGACUGCUUCGUCAGGGGCUGCGAUGGAUCCGUGCUGAUCAACUCGACCCCGGGCAACCGGGCGGAGAAGGACUCGGUGGCCAACACCCCGAGCCUUCGAGGCUUCGAGGUGAUCGACGACGCCAAGGCCAUCCUGGAAUCCGUGUGCCCGCGCACGGUCUCCUGCGCCGACAUCCUCGCCUUCGCCGCCCGCGACAGCACUCUCCUCGCCGGGGACAUCGCCUACGCCGUCCCCUCCGGCCGCCGCGACGGCCUCGUCUCCCGGGAAUCCGAGGUGCUCGAUAACAACGUGCCGCCGCCCACCGACGAGGUCGGCGCCCUCAUCGCCUCCUUCGCACGCAAGGGGCUCAGCGCCGACGACAUGGUCACGCUCUCCGGCGCGCACACCAUCGGCCGUUCCCACUGCUCCUCCUUCACGCAGCGGCUCCACAACUUCACCGGUGUCCGAGGACGCACCGACCCUUCCAUCGAGCCGUACUACGCGGCGGAGCUCAAACGGAGGUGCCCGCCGGAGACGAACGACAUGAACAACCCCACCGUCGUGCCGCUUGACGUCGUGACGCCGGUGCAGUUUGAUAACCAGUACUUCAAGAACGUGCUGGCGCAUAAGGUGCCGCUCACGUCGGACCAGACGCUGCUCACCUGCAAGCGCACCGCCGGGAUUGUUGUCUUCCACGCCGCUGUGGAGAAGGCGUGGCGGGCCAAGUUUGCGGUGUCGAUGGUCAGGAUGGGCAACGUCGGUGUGCUCACCGGCGACCAGGGCGAGAUCAGGGAGAAAUGCUUCGCCGUCAACAGACGCUACUAAGCCACUCGCAGGCUUCCAAUAUCUGUUAAUCCAAAUUUCAGUGCAGUACACAUGUGUGUUCAUGUUGGUCCUUCAGUUUCUUGUGAGUUCAUUUCCCAAUGUGAAUUGUUGUUGUUCGUUUGUGUCAAGAAAGGAGUAAUUAAGAAAGAAACAAUCUUGUGUGCAGAUCAGACCAGAAAUUUCUGGUGCUUCGUUAGCACGAGCGAGCAGAUUUUCUCUU